AUGGUCGUCGCGGGGUCCGGCGGGUCGACCCCGCCGCGAGGGAGGCCGUUCCACGGACUCGUGUUCGUCAUCCCCAAGGGACUGUACCGCGCGCUGAGCGUCGCGGUGACGCGAGGAGGGGGCGAAGCGAGAGAGGACGGGAGAGGAGGAAAAGACGCCAUUAACAUUGACAACAACGACAGACGACGACGAUCGCCGACGCACGUCGUCGUUCCGAACGACGCGUCCGAGGACACGCUCGCGGCGGCGACGCGCUCGCACCCGGGGGCGAAGAUCGUGACGCACGCGUGGGUGUCCUCGACGUCGCGCGGGGAGGACCCGUCGAAGCGGAAGCGCGAGGAGGACGAGGCGAACGCCGCGACGACGAAGAGGAAGGAUCUCGGUAGUCGCCGCGAAGAAGAAGGCACCCUCGCGACGACGCCCGCGCCCGCGCACCCGAACCUCGCGCUGAUCCUCCCGCGGCCCGUCGCGACCGAGGAGGACCAUCGCGCGUACGGCCGCGUCCCGGGGAAGAGGAUGGGCAAGCUCGAGCUGUGUUUGCAGUGCCGCUUCGACGAGUCGACGUCGUUGAACGAGGACGUCGUCGCGGUUUUGGUGGAGCUGGAAAAAUACGAACGCGUCGGCGGCGGCGCCGCGGCGCAGCACGACGACAACAAGAGCGUCGGGUACAACGAGAUGGAGGGGACCGCCGCGAAGUGGGCCGCGGUCGUGCGCGCGCUGCCGUAUCGCAUCACCGCCAAGAGAAGACCGAAGGUGGAGGACGGGAUUCCGUUUCUAGGGCGGAGCGCGUGCGAGACGAUUCGACAGAUCGCGUCGACGGGGACGUGCGACGCCGUGGACGCGCACAAAGCGGGGGCGUCGGGGGGGGCGGUGUUGAGGCACACGUCGAACGGGAGGCUGCGAACGGGGGCGACGAACGUGGCCGCGGCGCACCUCGCGCCGGCGUCGCGCGAGGUGACGACGACGCCGAGGGCGCUCCCGGCCGCGACGACGACGACGACGACGACGACGACGACGACGACGACGACGACGACGACGACGACGACGACGACGACGGCGGUCGUCGCGCGCGAUGCCUCGCGCGACCGCGAUGGAGUAGUCCUCGCGGAGGCUGCCGCGGCGAGAUCACUGUGCGCGCUGCCGUCGAUAGGACGAAACACCGCGCGAGGGCUUCUGCGCUGUGGCGUGCGAACGCUCGAGGAGUUACGACGCAGGCUCGAAGACGGCGACCAAGCCGUGUCGAGCCAACUCGACGGCAGGCAACGGUACGCCAUCAGACACGCGGACGAGCUCACGUCGCCGGUGCCGAUCGAAGAUUUCGAGGAGAUGCGGAGCGCGGUGUUGAAAGCCGCGAAGAACUCGCGGCGGAUGGGGUCGAAAGAGGACGACGACGCGUGGGAGGUCAUCGCCGUCGGCGGCGGGCGAAGGAACGAGGCGUCGCACGACGCGGACUUUCUGCUCACGCAUCCGAAGCUGCGGACGCCCUGGGAGAUGCGCGGGCUCCUGGAUAAAAUCUUGGAAGGGAUGCCCGAGGUGUUGGGCGAGCACGGGGACGACAAAGAGGCCGCGUUCGCGUUUCGGAUGGUCACGGACGGCGUCAUGGGGAACUUUUGGGAGAAGGUGUCGAACGCGAAGCGAGAUCUGGGGAAGCAACACGAGGGAAAGUCGCGCGGGAACGCGGACUACUACGACAAAAUCUACGGCGUCUUUCGAACCGCGGCGGGACGCCAUCGACGGAUCGACAUCGUCUUAGUCCCGCACGAUCAGCUCCCGUUCGCGCUCAUCGGAUGGACCGGGAGCAAGCAGUACAACAGGUUCAUUCGACACCACGCGAACAGUCGCGGCCUGUACUUUAACUCUCACGGGUUGUUUCGAACGCACGACAGGAAAGCCGUGGCGUCGCUGGAAUCGUCGUACAACGAAGCCUACGCCACGAGCCUGAAACACUUGAAGUGCCCGCCGCCGGCGCCGUCGCGCGACGCGGCCGGGAACGACUGGUGGCCGCCGGGGUGGGAGGAGACGAGGGUGGCGAAGACGGAGAGAGACGUCUUCGAACUUCUCGGCGUCCCGUUUCAACCUCCGACGUCCCGAGACUGCCCGUCGUGA
Messenger RNA from Micromonas pusilla CCMP1545, 2106 nucleotides. RefSeq lists its product as uncharacterized. Gene Ontology annotation, molecular function: DNA binding; DNA-directed DNA polymerase activity. Gene Ontology annotation, biological process: double-strand break repair via nonhomologous end joining. The transcript has a single exon. The record is from RefSeq and is a predicted model, not a curated record. Bases 1 to 2106 code for a protein of 701 amino acids. NCBI's taxonomy places the organism in Eukaryota, Viridiplantae, Chlorophyta, Mamiellophyceae, Mamiellales, Mamiellaceae.